AUGGGAAUUCUCUCUUGCCACUCGGCAUCGUGGUGUUGUGUUGUAAACUUGAGAGCGAAAUUAGUUGAUAAAAGCCUCAGCUCAAAUCCAUCAAAACUUUCUGCAGUGAGAAAACAAAAAUUUGUGCGGAUUGCAGUUAAAUCUGAAUGGGAGUUUUUGAAAUAUCCUCAUCUAGAUUCCAAUAGCUCGAAGGGUUUUGACCAAAAUCAAGGUUUUAAAUCAUCCAAUGCUCUUAAAGGGUCGAGUGAAAGUUAUAAUUCCUAUGUAAUUGAUGGGGCUGAGGGUGGAGGAAUUGUGACUGAAAGUGGGGACUCGGUACCCAAGGUCUUGAUUCCCAGUUUGCAGGGUGAAUCUGAUGGUGAUUCUGGUGCUCCGAUUAGAAGUUGUUUCUGGGAAUGGAAACCCAAACUAAAUGUGCAUUAUGAAAAAUCAGGGUCUGAAAAUAUUAGUUCCCCCGCGGUGCUCUUUCUUCCUGGUUUUGGUGUUGGUUCCUUCCAUUAUGAGAAGCAAUUGAAGGAUCUGGGGCGUGAUUCUAGAGCAUGGGCAUUGGAUUUUCUUGGGCAGGGCAUGUCAUUGCCAUGUGAAGAUCCUACUCCUCAGGCUACAGAUAGAGAUAAAGCAGGUGGGGAGAAUUAUGUUUGGGGUUUUGGAGAUGAAACUGAACCUUGGGCAAAAGAGCUUGUUUAUUCUAUUGAUUUAUGGCAGGACCAAGUUCAAUACUUCAUAGAAGAGCUUUAUGUUGCUACCGAUGCAGAGCAUUGUUAUGGAUGA
Messenger RNA from Ilex paraguariensis (yerba mate), 771 nucleotides. NCBI's taxonomy places the organism in Eukaryota, Viridiplantae, Streptophyta, Magnoliopsida, Aquifoliales, Aquifoliaceae. The record is from the annotation of a GenBank genome assembly.